CAGCUGCUGCUCUCCCAUCCAAGAAGAAACCCCAGCGCUGGACCAGAACGCCGCCUUCUGAUGCAGAUAACUUCAACCUUGAGACCAGUGCAGCUUUUCCGUGCUUCUGAGGUGUGUAAGAUGCUACUUCCUUGGAGUGACCACAGCCCAGGUGCCAAAAGCUUGUGCACAUACAUCCCCAAAUUGCUGGUUCAGUCCCUAUCAGUGACCCAUCAUAAGUGCUUAAGAAGGUAUUGUUUUUAUAGGGUCGCUCUCCUGAUGGUAAACAUACACUGGCCUUUAGCUGGAAGCUGCGAUGGUGGAACAGCCAAACCCCUGUUGCCCCUUGUAACCCCUCAGCACAGCUGCUCUUCCCAGGGGUUUGCUUGCUGGCUCUUCCCGCUCCCCAGGUCCCUGCAGCUUGGAGCUCUGCCUGUGUGGAGGGAAGCUCAUCUGACACUCCUUGAAUUACCUGCGCUCACGGGAUCAGAUUCCCUGGGCUGAGAGCUGGGGAGAUCUAUAAUUCAGCAGGGGCAGCUGCCAUUGUGGCCCCGAAAGAAGGGCAGCAAGAUGCUGCGGAGAUCAGGCUGGCGAAGCAAGAAGGCAGGCGAGGAAGAGGAGGAGGAGAAGCCCAUGGAGAACGGGGUGUCCCCAGAGCAGGGGGCCACGGAGGCCCCGCCUGAAGUGGGGAGAGCUGGGAAUAGUGCCCCCGCUGCCUGCUCGCAGCCAUCCCUGCGGGUCCGGCCCAGGCUGGUCUUCCACACGCAGCUGGCCCACGGCAGCCCCACGGGCAAGAUCGAGGGCUUCACCAAUGUGAAGGAGUUGUAUGCCAAAAUCGCCGAGGUCUUCGACAUCUCCCCCACUGAGAUCCUCUUCUGCACCCUCAACACCCACAAGGUGGACAUGCAGAAGCUGCUAGGGGGCCAGAUCGGCCUGGAGGAUUUCAUCUUCGCACAUGUGCGGGGCGAGACCAAGGAGGUGGAGGUGACCAAGACGGAGGAUGCACUGGGGCUGACCAUCACUGACAACGGGGCAGGCUACGCUUUCAUCAAGAGGAUCAAGGACGGGAGCAUCAUGAACUGCGUCCAGACUGUGUGCGUGGGCGACAGCAUCGAGGCCAUCAACGACCAGAGCAUCGUAGGCUGCCGCCACUAUGAUGUUGCCAAGAUGCUGCGGGAGCUGCCCAGGGCCCAGCCCUUCACCCUGCGGCUGGUGCAGCCCAAACGGGCCUUUGAUAUGAUCGGGCAGAGGACCAAGAGCAGCAAGUGCCCAGGCGAGGGCAAGGUGGCCAGUGGCAAGGAGACCCUGCGGCUGCGCACCUGGGGCACCGCCAGCCUGGAGGAGGUGCCCAGCGCUUGGGAGAAGGAGGCUGCCCGGAGGGUGGACGACCUGCUGGAGAGCUACAUGGGCAUCCGGGACGUGGAGUUGGCCUCAACCAUGGUGGAGGUGGCCCGGGAGUGCCUGAGCCCAGCGGAGUUUGCCAAGAGCCUGGACUCAGUGCUGGGCGAGUUCGCGUUCCCGGGCGAGUUCGUGGCCGAGGUCUGGGCCGCCAUCUGCGGAGCCAAGGGGGGCAGGAAAUAGGGGAGGGGGCAGAGCACUUGGCCUGUGACGUCUGCCCCCUGGCCAUGGGCUCCCUCCUGUCCCAGCAGCAGCCCCCGUCUUCCUGCCCCAGAGAGACCCCAUGCCCAGCUGGGCAGGGACUGGCAAGGGCCCGUCCGGGAAACCCAGAGGAUCUGCCUCAGGCCCUAGUCAGAUGGGGUGGUGGGCCCGGGGCAGGAGCAGUCCCUGCAGGCCGGGGCUAGUCCAGGCCGCGGUGCCCAUCCUGGCUAUGAGCCUAAGUAAUGGCAGCUCCUCAGGGCCUUCCCUGGAGCCACUGUCCAUCGCUGCCUCCCUCCUCCACUCUCUGCACAGCGGCCAGGGCUGGCGCUGAACCCAGGGAGCAGUUGGGGAAACCCUAGGGAGGGGGGGACAGUCCAGGACUCAUGUGGGGACGUGGAGCUGGUGUGACUCUGACCCUUUCCUCGCCCUUUGCUCUGAUGACUUCCCCUCCACUAGCCAGCGGGUGAGAGGGGCAGAGGACCGCUCUGGGGGCGAGGGGA
Molecule: messenger RNA, 2078 nt
Organism: Dermochelys coriacea (leatherback sea turtle)
Lineage: Eukaryota; Metazoa; Chordata; Testudines; Dermochelyidae
Gene: GIPC3
Product: GIPC PDZ domain containing family member 3
Exons: 7
Coding region: 550-1560 (336 amino acids)
Molecular function (GO): protein binding
Source: RefSeq, a predicted model, not a curated record